Molecule: messenger RNA, 1338 nt
Organism: Benincasa hispida (wax gourd)
Lineage: Eukaryota; Viridiplantae; Streptophyta; Magnoliopsida; Cucurbitales; Cucurbitaceae
Product: protein TIFY 10B-like
Biological process (GO): regulation of defense response; response to wounding; regulation of jasmonic acid mediated signaling pathway
Cellular component (GO): nucleus
Source: RefSeq, a predicted model, not a curated record
UAAUACUUUUUCAAAGCCACAGACAGAGAGAGAAAGAGAUACCAAUUCCUUUACCAAUUGGAAAUGUGAAGAAACUUGACCUGUUAUAUUCCCCGUCUUCUUCAUCUCUGCCGUCUCUGUCCACCGGAGCACGGCGUUUCUCUCGCCGGCAAAACCUUCAUUACUCACUUCUUCAAUCGUAAGGUUCAGCAACCACCGGGUAGAUUUUGGAGCUUCUGAUUCAUUCUUAUUCUUUUUGUUGUUGUUUGUCAUGUCGAAUCCAUCUGACGCUGACGGAGAUGGGAGAUUUUCCGACCGGCAGCAGCUGGCGAAGCGGCUGGAGAAAUCGAAUUUUGCUCAGACCUGUAGCCUGUUGAGCCGGUUCUUGAAGGAGAAACGGACUCUCACCAAUUUGAGCUCCGAUAUGGCUCCCAGGAAGAAGCCGAGAGAUGAACUCGAAAAGGCCAAGCCGUCGCCGCCGCCUCCGCCGCCGUCGACCGCGAAUACGGACAAUUCUUCCGACGCUACACUGCAGCCAAAAGAUAACCUGGCGAAGUUCGUCGGAUUUCCUUCCUCGGGGUUCUCCAAUAACGGCAUCAAUAAGGGCGAGUUCAGGAGACCGGCCACACCGGAGCCUGCAACUGCUCAAAUGACCAUAUUCUACGCCGGAAAAGUUUUGGUGUUCGAUGAUUUUCCUAACGAAAGGGCUAAGGAGAUCAUGGCCUUGGCCGAUAAAGGAAGCCGCAGCUCCACCUCCGCCACUGCUCCUCCAGCUGCCAUCGCCCCCUCCGCGACCGCCGCCCCUAACAGAUUCUGUUCUGCUUUGGAAAAACCUAACAGUAAUUCUCCCACCGGCGAGCCAAAUCUGGUGUCCAAAACUCAAGCUUCGGUGAAGCCGGCACCGGAACAGCAACUGAAACCGCAUACGGAAGCAAAAAAAUCUUCUGAUUUACCCAUUGCUAGGAGGGCUUCCCUUCACCGAUUUCUUGAGAAGAGAAAAGACAGGGCUGUAAUAAGAGCACCAUACCAAGUGAACCAACAACCUGAGGCUGCUUCUAAAGCAAGUGGAAGCAGCUCAGCCAAUGAGCCUGAGCCUGAAGCUGAAGCUGAAGAAGGUUUUCCAAGGCAUUUGGAUCUCAACUUAUGACAUGGUUUUGCUUUUACCAUAGGUUAAUUGUUUUAUCUCUCUAAAUUUGGUUGCUAUUUUGUGUUAUAUAUUACACUUAUAGUUCAUUAAUCUCCCACUCUUCCAACAAUUAUGCCUUCCUAACAAAUAUUAUCCCAAUCAUAAUAUGUAUUUUUUUCCCCCCUUAAAGAAAUUUUCGAUGCAAUAUGAAAGAAUAGUUGACCUUAUGCUUA